AUGGAGCCAACGGAGCCAACAAGUACGAGCUCCAAAAUAACAUCGAUUGAAUUAAAAACACGGCGAGCACAAUUUCAACCUCAGCCGUCAACUUUGGACACUCGAAGACGUCACGCAAUAUGUGUAAGACGGGCAUUCAAAAAAUACGGACCCAAAAGUAAUCCGAAUAUCGUCCUCGAUGGUUUAAACAUGACAGUACCCAAGGGUUGCAUAUAUGGACUAUUAGGCUCAAGUGGAUGCGGUAAAACCACAUUGCUGUCAUGUAUUGUGGGAAGACGACGUUUGAAUUCCGGAGAAAUUUGGGUACUGGGAGGUAAGCCAGGAUCUAAAGGAUCUGGUGUUCCAGGUCCACGUGUUGGUUAUAUGCCUCAGGAAACGGCUUUAUAUGGAGAAUUUUCUAUACGCGAAACGUUUAUUUACUUCGGAUGGUGUGCUGGUAUGACUACAGUCCAAGUUGACGAAAAAUUAGAAUUUCUAAUUAAACUUCUAGAUCUGCCAAAUGAGAAUAGAUUUGUGAAGAAUUUGUCUGGUGGUCAGCAGCGACGGGUUUCAAUAGCGGCGACACUAUUAGCCGACCCGGAGCUUUUGAUUUUGGACGAGCCGACAGUGGGAAUAGAUCCAGUUCUCCGGCAAAACAUUUGGGAUCAUUUGGUUAAAAUUACCAAAGACGGUAUGAGGACUAUCAUCAUCACGACCCAUUAUAUUGAGGAAACCCGGCAAGCGAGCAUCAUUGGCUUGAUGCGAGGCGGUAAAUUUCUUGCUGAAGAAUCACCAACAAGACUUAUGGAGAUGCAUCACAUGGACACACUCGAGGGUGUUUUUCUUAAGUUAAGUAGGCGACAGAACAUGGGAUUAAGACGCCGCAGCAGUAUCCUCAGUAGCGUAACAGGUGUGCCUCCGGAUGUUGAUGUCGAUGACGAAAUGAGCGGUGAAUUUGGUGAUAAUGUUAGUAUAUCAAGUCGUCGACGCAGUAUUGCUGUUGCUGUUACUUCAGACGACGAUCACAUUCCCGAGUUACCGCCCGAAGAGAAAGGCCGAAGUAAUUUCAAAAUGCUUAAUCCACAACAUAUGAAAGCGCUCAUUUGGAAAAAUUUCUUGUGGAUGUGGCGAAAUGUCGGCAUGAUGCUUUUCAUCAUUGGGUUACCGGUCCUACAGAUAAUAAUAUUCUGUUUAUCAAUUGGUAAGGAUCCGGUUGGUCUGUCAGUUGCUGUCGUAAACUUUGAGUUGAACAAGAGUACGGAUCUUUGCUUAUCAACUAUCGGAUGUGAUCGUAGAAUGCUGAGUUGUCGUUAUCUAAAACAUUUGAAGAGACGUAAAGUUGAAUUUAUAAAUUAUGAUGACGUUGAUGAUGCGAGGUAUGCUGUAAAAAAAGGAUGGGCAUGGGCGGCUGUUAAUUUCCCUCAUAAUUAUACCGACUCGUUGAUUGAGAGACUGGAAAAUUCAAAUUCUGUUGAUGAGUUUACCGCCGAGACUGCUAAUAUGUUUGUCGUUAUGGACAUGUCCAAUCAACAAAUUGGCCAGUUACUGCAGCGUGAUUUUUUGUAUUCAUUUCAAGACUUUGCUAAAGACGUAAUGGUCGCUUGUAAUUUUAGUGAAAAACUUGCUAGCAUUCCUAUGGACUUUAAAACACCAAUUUACGGGCCACAAGAACCAAAUUUUACAGACUUUGCAGCUCCUGGAAUAAUAUUAACGAUAAUAUUUUUCCUAUCAGUCGCAUUGACAUCGGGCGCCAUGUUACUGGAACGUAACGAAGGUCUUCUGGAAAGAAGUCUGGUAUCAGGAUUAACUGGAACGGAAAUACUAUUCGGUCAAGUGGUUACACAAUUUGUCGUAAUGACAGGACAAACGUUGAUGGUUUUAAUAGUGACAUUCGCUGUUUUCAAACUUACAUGCGAGGGUGAAAUCGGUUGGGUAACACUUUUGACGAUUCUAACUGGUCUCUGCGGCAUGUGCUUUGGAUUCGUGAUCGCUUGCUUUUGCGAGACAGAAAGAAGCGCAACGUACAUGGCAAUGGGUUCAUUUCUCCCUAUCGUCAUGCUCUGCGGGAUAAUUUGGCCAGUUGAAGGCAUGCAUCCUGUUCUACGUGCAAUAAGUUACGUAUUACCUCUGACAAAAAGCACCGAAUCAAUUCGCGCAAUGCUGGCGCGAGGAUGGACUAUUUCAAACCCAACUGUCUACGAAGGUUUCAUCGCAACUUUUGUCUGGAUCAUAAUCUUUCAAACUCUCGCGAUAUUGUUAAUUAAAUUCAAAAAAGGCUAAGACUUUUAAA
Messenger RNA from Microplitis mediator, 2269 nucleotides. RefSeq names its product ABC transporter G family member 23. The record is from RefSeq and is a predicted model, not a curated record. Gene Ontology annotation, cellular component: membrane. Bases 1 to 2259 code for a protein of 752 amino acids. Gene Ontology annotation, molecular function: ABC-type transporter activity; ATP hydrolysis activity; ATP binding. Lineage: Eukaryota; Metazoa; Arthropoda; Insecta; Hymenoptera; Braconidae. The transcript has 8 exons.